Messenger RNA from Anguilla anguilla (European eel), 6860 nucleotides. RefSeq names its product HMG box transcription factor BBX-like. The transcript has 17 exons. Lineage: Eukaryota; Metazoa; Chordata; Actinopteri; Anguilliformes; Anguillidae. Gene Ontology annotation, biological process: regulation of transcription by RNA polymerase II. Bases 760 to 3477 code for a protein of 905 amino acids. Gene Ontology annotation, cellular component: nucleus. The record is from RefSeq and is a predicted model, not a curated record. Gene Ontology annotation, molecular function: DNA-binding transcription factor activity, RNA polymerase II-specific; RNA polymerase II transcription regulatory region sequence-specific DNA binding.
AUAUUUUCCAAACACUUUCUCCCUGUCUUCAAUCCCUAGCCUACUUAACACAACAGCCGGGAAACGAGCAACCGAUCUAUAUACUAAGUAGUCACACACGACAAAUAGCGUGAGGGUUAGUGGCUCUGUUGGUUUGUGUGGGCAGUAGUCGUCGUUUCCUCGCCCUUCUCGGUGACAACUCCGUUGUGACUUUUUAGAAUAACUGCAUUGCAUGAAAAAGUUCACAGAGGUGCGUGUACCACGGACUGAAUCGGAAUGAUUAUAUUACUUGUCUACAGGCCAGUCAUUGCCAAGCCAUGAACAUCCACAUUCACUAUGCUACACAAGAGACCAGUGGGAGAUCGAGAAAUAACAUUUGAACGAACGGUAGGGGUGGUAGGAGGAAAAAAGACGACCUGAGAAAAUUGUUCGAUGAAACGAAAGUAGCCUGUUAUUACAAAAUUUGAACAAGUGCCUUCUCUCCAUUGAUCAGUGUUAUAUUAGAGUUAGUUUGGCGACUUUCGGUUGCAGUGUAGCCUAUAGUAGCUUUCAUCUCGGCAAAAGGAGAGUGCUCGGAGUCUGUGUAGCUGUAUUUGCGUUAAUGUACCAUCGGCGUAGAACUACUGUUAUGAUGGGUCAAUAAGUUAGGUGGAUGGAGAGAGAAGCUGGAAUGAGAAGGCCCUCGUGUUUGAGUAAGGUUUCAGAGGUCACCAUCCCAUGUCAGGUCCCGAUUGACAGAAUCGUCUUCAUCUCUUAUUUUCUUUGCCUAAGGUCUGAACCAUGAAGUCCGGAGGACGGGGGGCGGAGCCACCCGUGGAGGGGGAGGUGAGUGGCAAGCGGCCGAAGCGCAAGUGUCUGCAGUGGCACCCGCUGCUGUCCAAGAAGACCCUGGACUUCUCCGAGGACGAAGAGGAGGACGAUGAGGAGGAGCUGGAGAAGCAGCCCCCACCAUUCUGCGGAAAAAGCCUGAGCCAGGAGGCCGAGGGCGGGGUCGGCACCGAGGAAGAGGAGGACGACGGGGAGGAGGAAGACUCCUCGUCCGAGCAGCGCGCCCGGCGUCCCAUGAACGCCUUCCUCCUCUUCUGCAAGCGGCACCGCUCGCUGGUCCGGCAGGAGCACCCCCGGCUGGACAACCGCGGGGCCACCAAGAUCCUGGCCGACUGGUGGGCCGUCCUGGACCCCAAAGAGAAGCAGAAGUACACGGACAUGGCGAAGGAGUAUAAGGACGCGUUCAUGAAGGCCAACCCAGGGUACAAGUGGUGCCCCCCAUCCAACAAGUCCGUGAAGACCCCUUCCCCCGGCGCCAACUCCCGCAAGAAGGCGUGGCCGUUCUCCUCCGAGCCGCCCAGGGACUGCGCCGCUUCCAAAAAGCCGGCCAAGGCGGAGAGCGUCCCGCAGAUCAACUUCUCCAUGGCGGAUCCUACUAAAAUGGGAGGACUGAGCAUGCUGCUGCUAGCGGGGGAGCAUGCCCUAACAGCCCGCGAGAUCGCCUCAAAAAAGUCUCCUUCGGUUGCGGACUCGGCCAAGCAGUCUGGGACGUCAGACUUAGGCCAGCUUGUUGAGGUCUCCUCCGGUACCCCACAGCCCACCACGGCGGACACGGCCACCGAGGGGAAGGUCUCGCAGGCGGACCUGUCUGAGAUCUGUCCCUCACCUGGAACGUCCCGGCUGGGGGCGACUGACCCAACAAAGCCCUGCAUCGAUCCUCCUGUGUCUCGCCCACCCGAGGUAUCCAGCUGCUCCCAGGCAACUGUAGCUGAAGGUAGGCUCAGUGGACCGACUGCUCUGCUCCAGCUGGCUGAGAUGUGUCUGGCAUCUGAGGCGAAGAAGACUGUGAGCUCAGCACCACGACCGCGGGGUCAGUCCCCCACUGCCGCCUCUACAGGCAUCGCCACGGAGACGGUCGCCGGGGAGCAGGCCAGUGACGCUCAGGGAGCCCCUCUGUCCUCCCCCUGCGUCUCUUCCUGUCCUUCCUCUCUCUCCGCCUCUUCCACCCCCACAAAUGACACGCCCCCCGUCCUCGGCCAGCCCCAGACCCCGAAGAAGAAGAAAAAGAAAAAGAAGAGGGAAGGGCGUGAGGCCGCUGAGGGCGGGGCCAGCGAAGGCGUGGUCAGGAGCGCAUGCGGACCCCCCGCCAAACCCUGCAAGAGGAGCCCGUCUUCGGAGUCGGACCUGGAGAGCCUCAUCGACACCAUCGACGCUGUAGCCAAGGGGUCCUGGGGCGCAGAGGACGACGGGGAGGAGGUGCCCCGCAAGAAACCCCGCCCACUCUCAGACCCAGGCUUCCCCAAGAGGAAGUCGAGGCCUAAUGCAAGGAAGUCCAUCAAGGCACAAGAGGAGGAGGAGGCAGAGGAGGAGGAGGAGGAGGACCACAAGCCUGUGGAGGCGUGCGUGCCCAUAGCCUUUCCUAGGUCUGAUAGAGAGGGGGAGGUGCCUAGCGUGAAGGCAGAGCCCUCAGCCAGCGCAGAGGAGACCCUGGCCCCGCCCAGCCCCUUAGCCACACCCAUGAAGGACGAGGAUAAGGCGGCGGCCAAGCUGGAGAGCUUCGGCUCCAGGAAGUCUGAGAGGACCUGUAAAGGGGCCCUGUACAAGACCCUGGUGUCUGAGGGAAUGCUCACAUCACUGAGGGCCAAUGUGGACAGAGGGAGAAGAGCCUCUGGUCGAGGGAACGUCUCAGACUUGGAGGGCAGUUGGGCUGAGGAGAGCUGGACGUUCGCUCAGUCCGGCGCCAGCAGCAGCAAGAAGCUGAAGAAACUGAAAUCGAAAGAUGAGUCUGCUCCUGGUCUAGGGAGGCUGGAGGAGGAGUUUGAGAAGAAGUUCAACAGCCUGCCGCAGUACAGCCCCCUGACCUUUGACAGGAAGAGCACCUGCGUCACCAAGAAGAAGAAAAGCUGUGGGAACAGGGCUGAGGAUCCACCCAAACCCGUCAGAGGUUCUCCAUCUCAGAAAAAGAAUUUGUUCCACAAGAUUGUUGGCAAGUAUAAGCACAGAAAGGAACAGCCCACUACCACGGAUAAAGCCAUAGCGGCGCAGGCCCUGACCACCCCGCACGCGGCCCAGGGGGCCGCACACGGGGGGUCCUGCGCCGCGCUGUACCCCGAGGGCCUGGGCGGGGCCGAGACGCUGGUGGGCAGCCAGAAGAGGAAGGCCAGGAAGAGGAAGAUCACCCACCUGGUGCGGGCGGCUGACGGCAGGCUGUCCCCGGCAGAGGGAAACCGAGCCGGAGAGCCACAGGAUCAGGAGGAAAAGCCAUCUACCCAAACGACUUUAUGCAACAACGCCCGAUCAGGACCACAGGAGGCGUGCGCCGCCCCCGCGGACACCGCGGACCGGCCCGGCGUGUCCGGCCUCCCUGCGUUUUUCAGUCUGGCGGCUCUGGCGGAGGUGGCAGCCAUGGAGAACGUGCAAAGAGCCCAGCACACUGCCAGACUGCCGCCGGAGGGCCAGUCCAAGGAAAUGGUGCAGAACCAUGUCCUGAUCUCCUGUGGCGACCAGUAAGAACUCACCGUUAGGGCAAACAGACACUGCGCCCUUCUCUUCUCCUGACCCCCCCCCCCCCCCCUCCCCCCCCCUCCCUGCACUGGGCCAGGGGGGGUGGAAAGUGAAAUGGGCGGGAGCUCUGAGUGAGCCAGGGGGCGGGGGGGGGGGCUGUAGGUUGGCUCUCUCCAAAGCUUUCCCCUGGAGAGGGAGCCCCGCCCCACCCAAGACUUCCAUCAGGUGGCUGUGAUGGGUAGCAUUGCUCAAAGGAGGGCUUCUGGCUUUGCACACAAGAAGUGCAUGUGAAGGACCUCUGUGUGCUCAGUGUAUCCUGCCCAUAUGGACAUUCUUUUAAUUCAGUGUUGCCUGAUCACCUCUGUGAGACCUUGGUUGCUCUUGUCAAACGCUCUUUGGAUAAGCCCCACUUAUCCACACUUCCCUUAACCAGAUUGGCACAAUAACGGUUCGUUUCCAUCAAGACCUCAAAAUGGCUUCCAAAUGUUACCUCUAGCUCUGCUUCUUAGGCCAUUACUCUAACUGAUUCAGUGUCUCAGGUGCUUGAGGUGUAGUGAACUGCAGAAACAAAAUCAUUCACACCAGUUUCUACAAACUCAACCACCGACAAUGACAUCUACAAGCCCAAGUGACCAAGUCAAACUUUGUUUCAUUUGAUUUACAUCAUUGCAUUUAAAAAAAAGAUUGUUUAAUCCGACGAGAGUAUACGCAUGAUUUUAAUUGGGCGCUCAUGCUCAUUUUACCACAAGGCAGUGAUGUUUGUACACAUGCUAAAUUUGCCACAAUCACAACAAAUAACCCUGAUGAUGUAAGGUGCACCUUUUCCCCACAUUGCAACUUGAAAUUAAAGCCAGAAUAUUCUUAUGCAAUACACAGCAUGCAGUUCAGAUUUCACUAAAUGCUUUAAUAGGCCUAACAGUGACACAAUCUAGUGUUAAUAUUAGAUAUUGCCAGAGCAAAACCAGAACCCACUAACAUGUGAGAUUCACAUAAUUUAUAUCUUUAUCUUUUUUUUAACAGAUCAGCAUAUUUAGUCUGUGGACAGUUUGACAAACAACGAUUCAAAGCAGAAUUUAGAUAAAAUUGAUUUUUGUCACUUUUUUAGGUUGAAAAGGCUGUUUUGUUUAAAAGGAUUUGCAAGGAAAUAUUUUUCAUUUUCAUAUUAUUACUAAUUAUGUUUUUACUGAAUGUUUCCACUUAAAUUUUAGAAAUUAAGUAACAAAAUUCUGUUAGAUUCUAGAAAGCUGGAAGCUUAGAUUCUCAAAUGCUGAGCGAUUACUGCUUUAUAGUUGUUAGUUAUUUCAAUUACAGCACAGUCUAAUGACUGGAAAUACCCAGACGUGGGUUCCAUUCCACGUUGUGUACAAAUGUGUAUGUUUUGCUUUAGGAGUUUUAUUGUGAGUGAGAGUGCUGGUUUUUGCUGUGAGAUGUUGUAUCACAGUACCUGCUCAUUUUUGGAGGUGAAGUUCAUUGUCUGGUAUACCACUUUUCAGGAUUCCAUUUAGAGUUUUUAUAUUUUAAAAUAUUUGCAAGCGUAUGAUCCAUGUGGUUUAUUAUUAGGCCACACAUCUAAGCUGCAAAGGCUGUCUUUGAAAUAGGACAUAACAUUUGACCAGAUAAAUUAGAGUGCAUUACUGUGUCCCAAACCUGCUCGUUCUCCACUGCUGGGAACAUAUGCAGUUCUUCACAGACAGUUACAAAUGGUUCAUUAGCUAACCAUAGCGUUCUGUGCUCCUCUGGAGAAUCCACAGCAUUAGACGUUGUUAGUUCACUGCAGCAAAAUUGUAUGCAAUGCUAUGCACCAUAGCUGGCGGAUGGAGAGAGAAAUAUCAGUGAAAUGUGACUAGCUCCAUUAGCAUCCCAAUCAUGUCACUAGUCAGCACAAGUCAGAUGUGUUUUUUUUAUGUUUGUUUUUUAAACUCCUCAGCCAUUGAAGGGUAAGUUCAGCUUAAUGUGAUUUUUUUCUGUGUUAUCAAAGCAUCCAAUGAAAGACCAAAACCUAAAAUGUUUCUGGCUCUCAAUACUGUCUGACAUAGUCUUACCCCAUUUAGCGCCCAAUCAGGAAGCCAUUCAUUCAAGAUGUGCGCUAAAAUCCUUAACUGCAGCGCAGAAAGACAGUUUCUUUUUCAGAAAACAAUCUAUGGACAGUGUAGUUCCAUACAGCCAUCCGUUAUCUAUACCCUCUUAUUUCUGGGCAGGGUCGCUGACUUUUUCAGUAUUUUUAUGCUGCACCAAACUACUUUCCACACGUCAAAAAUGCAGUCGUUGUCCAUUCGUUAAGUUUCAGUAAAAACUACAAUGGCCAGGUUCAAUGAACAGUACUUGCUGGUUGGUUUGGAUCUUUUCAUAGGAUAUGGGAAAAAUAAAAUUAUGCCAGACUUAUCUUUUGAUCCACUGGCUGACGACAGACAUUCCCCCGUAAGGUUUUAUAGUGUCAUAGAUUAGUGGAGCUGCUUGAGAAGCCUUACUGAAGUCCUCACUUCAUUUCCCAUUCUUUUUUUUAUAAGUGUGUCUUUGAUAGUUUUAUUUUAUUUUAUUGUAUUUUUUUUUGGAUCUCCAGUCAACAUAUACUGUAUUUUCCUCCCAUGAAGUUUUCUGUGAGUUUUAUCAAUGGUACCUUUUUCAUGCAGAUGAUUAAUAAUUGUGUGUGCUAGUUUAGGACCAUUGUUUUUUUUUUACAUUUAUAUUCUUGACCUUAAAAGCUUUUUCCCUUUGUACCCAGUUUACAGGAUUAUUAUGACUGUUCUCAAAGAAAAACUCAGAGCAAAAUACAAAAAAAGACGGAAAGCCUAUGGUAACCUGAUCAGCAACAGGAAACUGACAAGGGCUGCAGUGAUUUGAGAGCAGUGGUUACUGACUCAUUCCUGACUCAAGUGAAUAUAUUAAAUUCCUGAAGCAGUUGCAUUGCUGUCUCCAGCCAUUGCUUGUUAAGAAUUGUGGAAAAUAACAGAGCACAGUCUCUUCUAUGUGCCACCUUCAGAUUAGUGCAGUUGAAGCCAUAUCGGACUCCAGGUACUAGAGUGCAAUACAAUGGAAGGAAUUCAUUUUUUUAUAUCUGUUCUCCUUUUUCAGAGAGCGGAACUAAAUACUGUGGUAAUUACUUUAUGGUAUUUUGCAGGGGUACUGUCGUGAGCCAUAAGGUAAAGUUUUACUUGAUCUACUUCUGUUCAAUUUUGCAGGUUUGGUAUAAAUCAGGAUUAUAAUACGAAACCAUUUAGAGCCAGUUUACGUUAUGAAGGUACAGGACAAACAGAAUAUAUUUUCUAAAAGCAGAAAUAAAGGAGACAUAUUUAUAGGUAUCAAAUAAUAUUCCACAAAGUACUUCCACUUCUGGUUAUUCUUGCACAAUGCUUAUGCUUCAUGUUUUAACCGUCAUUCAGCUGGAUUUG